This is a messenger RNA of Pestalotiopsis fici W106-1, 351 nucleotides long. RefSeq lists its product as uncharacterized. The transcript has 3 exons. The record is from RefSeq and is a predicted model, not a curated record. The coding region runs from base 1 to 351 and encodes 116 amino acids. Gene Ontology annotation, molecular function: monooxygenase activity; oxidoreductase activity, acting on paired donors, with incorporation or reduction of molecular oxygen; heme binding. Lineage: Eukaryota; Fungi; Ascomycota; Sordariomycetes; Amphisphaeriales; Sporocadaceae.
AUGGAAGGUCUUCGCCUAAGCUCAGGUAUCGGAUCGCGUAUGGCCCGUAUUUCGCCCGACAAGAACAUCUUCUAUGGCGACCUCUACAUCCCUGCUGGGACGCCGGUUUCUAUGACGGCUGCUCUGAUGAAUACUGAUGAGGCUUUAUAUCCAGAUCCUCUAUCCUUCAAUCCGGACAGUCUUACAUGGGCUGAAAUGUAUCUUAUUCUUGCUGCCUUGACUCGACGCUUUGACUUCAACUUCCAGGACGUCACAGCCAAGGAGUAUGAACGCGAGAGCGAUCAAUACACCAUUGGCGUCAAAGCCGGGACAAUUCUAAAAGCUCGGUUUGAAUCAAGCUGGAUUCGGUAA